ACUCCAACGACAAGUCUGGGGCGCUGCUGUGCUACUCACAAGGCUGCACCACAACACUGCACCGAUUUAAAUCCUAAAUAGUCGCUUCUCUGUUUGUUGUUUUUGCACAAGAAAAUCGAGUGUCACGCUAAAGAGUGUGCUCGGUUACAUUUCGGCUGAAAAUGCGCGUUUAGCCCGGUUCUGCCCAGCUCGGCCUGGCCUGCACAGGCUAAAGGCAGUGCGGGUUAUCACUACUACAAACGAAUGUUAAGUUGCCCGUGAACUUUGUCACAUUUUGGAGCCAUGUCGACCCUGCUAUUGGUGAGAAACUGCACGAGAGCGAUAUCAGCGAUCGGCUGGGGGCGCAGAGGCACCGAAGCACUUUCAGGAGUUCAUCGGGCUGCGCGGCGCACAAUCAUAGAUCUGUCCUACUCAGCGCACUUCAUGGAUUUUAAAGGAUCCUCCAUACCGAGCAGCAUGAAAAAGCUGGUCGUAAACAAGCUAAGUCCCAAUUUCAGGGAGGCUGUUUCUAUGCAAACCGUUGCGGUGCCUACACCCGGAGACGCGGAGCUGCUCGUCAGGAAUCGUUUUGUGGGGAUCAACGCCUCUGAUAUUAACUACUCAUCAGGCCGGUACGACCCCUCAGUGAAGCCCCCCUUUGAUGCUGGUUUCGAAGGCAUCGGUGAGGUCGUCGGCCUCGGCCUUAGCGCCAGUUCCCGCUUCACCAUUGGAGACACAGUGGCCUAUUUCAGCAAUGGUGCAUUCGCCGAAUACACCAUCAUAAAAGCCAAAGAAAGCAUUCCUGUCCCUGCUGUGAAACCAGAGUUCCUCACCCUGCUGGUCAGUGGCGCCACGGCCUACAUCGCCCUGAAACGUCUGGGCGACCUCACAGAAGGUGAGACUGUCCUGGUCACGGCAGCUGCAGGAGGAACGGGGCAGUUUGCAGUGCAGUUCGCCAAACAGGCCGGCUGCCACGUCAUCGGGACGUGUUCGUCUAACGAGAAAGCUGGCUUCCUUAAAUCCAUCGGAUGCGACCGGCCGAUCAACUACACCUCAGAAGACUUGGCGAAGACGCUGAGAAAAGAGUACCCGAAAGGCAUCGACGUGGUGUAUGAGUCUGUGGGCGGCAGUGUCUUAGACCUUGCUGUGAAAAGUUUGGCCAACAAGGGUCGACUGAUUGUGAUCGGCUUCAUUUCCGGGUACCAGAGUGCUUCAGGGUUCCCACCCUUCAAAGGGGACACCCUCCCCGUCAGGCUGCUGCAGAAGUCAGCCAGCAUGCGAGGUUUCUUCCUGCCGCACUUCUUCAGUGACUACAGAGAGGCUCUGGGGAGCAUGAUGCAGAUGUUUGCUAAGGGGAGGCUGAAGUGUGAGGUGGAUUGUGGGGAUUUGUCAGAGGAGGGGAGGUUUGUAGGCUUGGAAUCAGUCUUCAGGGCUGUGGACUUCAUGUAUGCAGGGAAAAACCUAGGCAAGGUGGUGGUGGAAGUGGCUCCAGCCACUGUUAGCAACAGUAAGCUGUGAUUUAACUGAUAAAAAUGCACUAAAAAAGGGUUAACUUGAACCUUAAUGAAUGCUCACUAACAAAUAGAAACGUACGGUGCUUUAAAUCAUACUUUAACAGAGAUUUUGUUCUUUAUUUUUGUACGAUAGUUGAGAACUAUUAUAAGUAAAGCCUCAGAAAUGAAUCAGCUGCUUUUUUUUAAUCUACACAUGAGACAAAAGUGUGUUUCCACCUGGUUGAUAAUAUUGCAAAACGCUCAGAUUAAAAAUCCGAAAAGA
Molecule: messenger RNA, 1755 nt
Organism: Cheilinus undulatus (humphead wrasse)
Lineage: Eukaryota; Metazoa; Chordata; Actinopteri; Labriformes; Labridae
Product: prostaglandin reductase-3-like
Exons: 2
Coding region: 283-1497 (404 amino acids)
Cellular component (GO): mitochondrion
Molecular function (GO): zinc ion binding; oxidoreductase activity
Source: RefSeq, a predicted model, not a curated record